GUCAUCGUUUGUUGUGAGCAGCGAAACAGGCGAAAAGAUUUGUUCAAUAGUGCAGAGUGCGGUGUGUUUUACAUCGUGAAAAUCAACCGCAAUGGCUGUAAAUUUCCCUCCCGUACCGCCGCUAAUGCGACCGAUACAGCACUAUCUGAAGACGGCCCAGGAGCAUGAUAAUCGCGACCCGAUAGUCGCCUACUGGUGUCGCCUCUACGGGCUUCAGUUGGGACUGAAGAUCGCCAACCAGGGCACAGAAGAACGAACACUACUGCUGGCCAUUAUGGAUUGGCUUGAGAAGACCAAGCACCAGAUGACCGACAACGAAUCCAUCACGAACGAUGUGGCCGCACAGGCGUACCUGGAAAACUACGCACUAAAGCUGUUCUUGUACGCGGACAAGCAGGAUCGGGCGAGCAAUUUCGGUAAAAACGUCGUCAAAGCAUUCUACACCGCGGGUAUGAUCUACGACGUGUGUCAGACCUUCGGCGACCUCACGGAGGAGGUAACACAGAACCGCAAGUACGCCAAAUGGAAGGCAUCUUACAUCCACAACUGUCUCAAGAAUGGUGAAACUCCCGUCCCCGGUCCCAUGGCUACCGACGAGGAUAAAGAGUUCGACCAGGAAUUCACUCCGGCAGUACCGGACGCAGAACCACAGCCCGGACCAAGCAAUACUCCUCAUGGAAAUCCACCUGCGGUAGGAUUUCAACCGCCAGCGGUCGACUUUAAACCGCCUCCGGCAGGACCCACAAACUUCACCACCACUGACCCAUUCAGUCACGUGAAGGCUCCGUCGCCACCAAGUGAACCGGAAAAAUCACCUGGAGGCUUUAAACCGUACAUGGGCGACCCCAGCGCGACCGGGGGUGGAGGACCCGAGCGACUCGUCAAUGCGGCCGGCAUACAACUGCGACCGGAUCAGAUCACAAAGGCCCAGAAAUACUGUCGAUGGGCGGAAAGUGCUCUUAACUUCGAGGAUUUGAAAACAUCGAUCGAUAAUCUCCAGAAGGCUCUGCGUCUGCUUCAAACCGGCCAAGAUGGGUAGACUUUCGCCGUCUCAUCGGGAAAGCGCAGCAAUGAAUUAUGUGUGUUAAUUUGUCACCCCCUAACCGCUUGUUCUAUAUAAUCAAAAGAUGCAUUACAAAUAAACAGACAUACCUGCUUCUGGGCCUCAUGUAGCGACGCUCUGCGGUAUACUCUA
Anopheles coustani is the source of this 1195-nucleotide messenger RNA. It is a transcript of the gene Vta1, whose product is annotated as vacuolar protein sorting-associated protein VTA1 homolog. The transcript has a single exon. Gene Ontology annotation, cellular component: multivesicular body. The coding region runs from base 92 to 1039 and encodes 315 amino acids. The record is from RefSeq and is a predicted model, not a curated record. Gene Ontology annotation, biological process: late endosome to vacuole transport via multivesicular body sorting pathway. NCBI's taxonomy places the organism in Eukaryota, Metazoa, Arthropoda, Insecta, Diptera, Culicidae.